Molecule: messenger RNA, 515 nt
Organism: Saccostrea cuccullata (small rock oyster)
Lineage: Eukaryota; Metazoa; Mollusca; Bivalvia; Ostreida; Ostreidae
Exons: 3
Coding region: 1-402 (133 amino acids)
Source: RefSeq, a predicted model, not a curated record
AUGCCUAAGAAAGGGGUCCUAGUAAACCUGCGUAAACCAACGGUACCACAAUGGACGAUUUUACAGAUAACAGAAAACAGGACACAGUCUAUAGUACUAUACGUGUUCAUUGAUGACGGAAGAGAAACAUCUAAGGAUCUUGUUUUAAAUUUGCCUCUCCAUGCCAAACUCUCCCCAGAUGUACACAACUAUUCAUGUGCACCAUUAUUUCAAGAUGGAAAAGAUGGCAAAAAGAUCAUCGAGACAUUGAAACAGUUUUCCAGUGUGGGGACUUUUUCUGUAGACGUGGAUCACAAACCACCUUCAUUAUAUACCGUAAUGGACCUUCAUUCCCUAAAUACAAGGGUAGAACCCCCACUCAAUAAUCCACCUGCAUCGCCUUUAACGACUUCAUCAAAUUAGAAGGGAUACCCCGUUAACACGGAAAGUUUUAAUCUUAUAUUUCUGAAGGACAUAGAGACGGGGGUUAUACGUCUAUACAACACAGAAGCUUCUCAGUUUACUUUUCCGUUUCA